AGGGGAAGAGAUCGGUCGAAGACGAUGGCGGGCGAAGGAGAAGGCGUCAAGCUGCUGGGAACGGUGGUGAGCCCGUUCGCGGUCCGCGUGCGCAUGGCGCUGCACCUCAAGGGCGUAAGCUACGAGGACCUGGAGCAGGACCGGUUCGACAAGGGCGACCUCCUCCUAGCCUCCAACCCGGUGCACAAGAAGGUCCCCGUCCUCAUCCACGCCGGCAGGCCCGUCUGCGAGUUGCUCGUCAUCGUCGAGUACGUCGACGAGGUCUGGGCCGGUGCGGCCUCGCUCCUCCCCGCCGACCCCUAUGACCGUGCCGUCGCCCGAUUCUGGGCAGCCUACGUCGACGAUAAGGUGGUCUCCUCGAUGCUAGGCAUCCUGCGCGCGACCACCGAGGAGGAGCGAGCGGAGAGGCUCGACACCGCGCUCGCGGCGGUCAGGCCCUUGGAGGACGCCUUCGACGCUUGCUCUGGCGACAAGGCCUUCUUCGCCGGCGACUCCAUCGGGUACCUCGACCUCGCGCUCGGGUGCCACCUCUUCUGGUUCGAGGCGUUGCGCGAGAUGUUCGGCGUGAUGGUCAUCGUCGCCAGCAGGACCCCGCGCCUGGCCGCCUGGGCUGGAAGGUUCCUGGAGAGAGAGAUGGCCAAGAAGGCGGCGUUGCCCAUUGAGAGCAUAGUGGAAUACGCGGGUCCUUGUUUCUUCCAUGGAGGAUCGAUCAGGAGACAACAUCCCAUGGAGCUCGAGCCCCUCCGGCUUGUUCAGUUAUCUCGUCGUCGGGGUAGGCGUCUCCGAUCCAGACCCACUCCAUCCCUCGGCUGGAGCCCCGCUCGCCCUUGUUCCCCGCCUGCGUGCCGCCCCCAGCUAACCGCCCGCUCCUCCUGCUCGUGCGUGGGCACGGGAAUGACGUGCAGCACCGAUCCAGCUCAAGGAUUGACAGUCUUGUUGACCCAGCGACCAGCCAGAGACAGUACCUGGCCCAUGCCCACCUCCGGCCUCGCCAUGCGCCUCGCCCCGUGCUCCUCCAGGCUUGCCGUGGCCCUGUUCCGGCCGGCCACCGGCGACCUCCAGGUUGGUCCCCUCGUGGACGUCUGCCCUGCUCCAUCUCCCUUCCCUCUUCCCUCUCUCACCUCGUCUCUCUCCCUCUCUGUCCAACACGUACAGCUCCACCCCGCCAUGGAAUGA
Messenger RNA from Hordeum vulgare subsp. vulgare (domesticated barley), 1176 nucleotides. Its product is annotated as probable glutathione S-transferase GSTU6. Gene Ontology annotation, biological process: glutathione metabolic process. Bases 25 to 1176 code for a protein of 383 amino acids. The record is from RefSeq and is a predicted model, not a curated record. Lineage: Eukaryota; Viridiplantae; Streptophyta; Magnoliopsida; Poales; Poaceae. The transcript has 2 exons. Gene Ontology annotation, molecular function: glutathione transferase activity. Gene Ontology annotation, cellular component: cytoplasm.